AUUGUAAACACGCACUAAUAACGUCAUCGCGAUGGUUCACAAUUUUAGAUAGUAUUAUGAUAAUAUUACAAAAGAUUUUAAUUAUAGACCAAAAAUGACCGAAGAUCAAGAUGCGAAGGACUCUCAUUCGGAUUCAGGCAGUAAAACAUUUGUUAACAAGAAUAAAGAUAAAAAGGCAAAACCUCAUCGACCUCUGACAAAAAUAAUUUUACGACGAUUGCCAUCGACUAUGACUGAAGAAGCAUUUCUCGAGCAAGUGUCGCCAAUACCUGAACAUGACUAUUUCUACUUUUCUAAGCCAGACACCUCACUUGGUAACAAUCUUUACUCGAGGGCCUAUAUAAACUUCGUAAAUGUUGACGAUAUUUAUCUCUUUAGAGACAAAUUUGAUGGCUAUGUGUUUUUAGAUGAAAAAGGUGUGGAAUAUGUUGGAAUUGUGGAAUAUGCACCAUUCCAAAGAAUCCCUAAGAAAAAAAAGAAGAAAGAUCCAAAAUGUGGAACACUUGAAAGUGACCCAAUUUAUCAAGAAUUUUUGGAAAGUCUAACCAAGGAUCAGGAAACUGACAAUCAACCUAAGCUUGAAUAUUCCUAUCCUGUUAAUGACAGCAAUGAGAAAAAAGUUCAAACUACACCAUUGUUGGAAUAUUUGGCUGCUCGUAAACAGGAUAAGCGAGGAAGAGAUGAACGACGCAGACGAGAGAAUGAUAAGAGGAAGAUGAGGAUUGAAAGGAAAUCUAAAGAUAUAUCUAUCAAAAAAUACGGUGAUCUUUCCGAAGAUGAAGGCUAUGAUAAAAGUGAUUUUCUUAACAAUAAAUAUAGUAAACAUUGUGCAUGGUACGGAGAACAAAGAAUUUAUCAUAAAACCAAAAGUAGGACUGUCAGUGUAAAGUCUGAAGUGAGUGAUUUGAAAGUACAUCAUGGAUCUGAAGAUUUAAUUAGUACAGAUUCAGAUUGGGACUCCCAAUUUCCAGCUCUUACUAUGAAAACACAUAAUACAUUCACUCUGACUUCUGCAAAAGUUAAUGAUAAACAAGAAGCAAUAGAAGGUAGUCAAAAAUCUGGUGGUGACACUUUUCUAAAGGAAGAAGAUCUUAUGGACAGUGAUGUGAAAAAAAUUAAAUCGAGAGAGUGGGACAAAGAAAAACCCAAUGAUUUUAAAGAUGACGAUGGAACAAUAUAUGAAUCUCGAUCUUAUAAAGAUCGUAAAAUUGGCUCUAGCAAUGUAGUUGAGAGGAAGAAAAAAUAUGAUAAUGAUAAGAAAGGUAGCUACGGGAAAGAUGACGAUAAUUUUGAUGAAGUUGACUAUAAAAAAGAUAAAAUUGACAAAUUAUUGGAUUCACCACGUGAACAGAAGAGUAAAAAGUACAGUGAUACCAGAAAAGAAAGAAUCAAACUAGUAGAUGGAAAAUCAGAGAAACAAAAUACAAUAAAUAAAAUGAUAUCAGAAACCAAACCGAAAUCAUUGAAUCAUGAUGACAUUAAACCAUUUACUCAAUUGCCUCAAGUGAAAACUGAUGAUUUGACUAAAUUCCUUGAGAGCAAAGCCAGAGGAGAAGAUCUGAAUGCAAAACAUGCUAAAAGUUCCAAUGAAGACAUAUCUUUCAAUGAAAAUAAAUAUGAAGAGUCUAAUGACUCCAAAAUAAGAAGAAACAGCUUAGAGCCUGGUGAUUUCACCUCUAAAGAGAAGUCAAUGUUACAAAAACAAAAAUCGCUAGAAGAUAGAAGCAAGUCCAUUGAAAGGGAAGAUUCAGAGGAGAAGGAAAAAAGUGAAAGUACAGAUCGUCGUACCGAAAGAAGAAUCAGAAACAAGGAUCGUCCGAGCCUCGUCAUAUACCAGCCGGGCAUGGGCAAGUUCAGCAAACAGCGCCUGGCGAAGGAGAAAGACGUGCCCACUGUGAAAGCGGUUAACGAUAGUGAAAAAAAGGACACUUGAGAUAAAUGUCACGAUACCCUAAUCUUGGACAACAAUCAACGGAAUUACCCUGAAGCUGGCAUUCAGAAAGUUUCCUUGAGGACUGUAGACGAGGAACCUUGAAUUUGCCAACUGAGGGAACAGCUGCUCGUAUUAACUCAAAAGUUAUUUUUAUUAUCUUUUACACGCAAUUUGAAUGCCUUGGAAAAUUCACGUUCAUUAGAAAAAUCAGUGUUAGCAUUUGAUGCUCCAUAUUUAACUUGCGAUUUUUAGUUUGGUUUGUUUUAUUUCAUUUAAAUAUAAUUCAUUUUGCAUAA
Molecule: messenger RNA, 2229 nt
Organism: Colias croceus (clouded yellow)
Lineage: Eukaryota; Metazoa; Arthropoda; Insecta; Lepidoptera; Pieridae
Gene: Upf3
Product: regulator of nonsense transcripts 3B
Exons: 7
Coding region: 95-1933 (612 amino acids)
Biological process (GO): positive regulation of translation; nuclear-transcribed mRNA catabolic process, nonsense-mediated decay
Cellular component (GO): cytoplasm; nucleolus
Molecular function (GO): mRNA binding
Source: RefSeq, a predicted model, not a curated record